Molecule: messenger RNA, 213 nt
Organism: Macrosiphum euphorbiae (potato aphid)
Lineage: Eukaryota; Metazoa; Arthropoda; Insecta; Hemiptera; Aphididae
Source: the annotation of a GenBank genome assembly
AUGGCAGAGAGGGAAUUUGAAGUAUUUGUCGUAAGAAUUCGCACUAAUCUCACAUCUUUGAGGACUGUUUCGAGAUCGGAGAACAUGCAAGAAACUAUUAGAAUGGCAUUCCUAAGGGCGUUACAGCUUACUGAACAAAUUAGUGUCAAGAAAUUAGCAGACAACCAUGGUUUAACAGCUGUGGCUACUGGCCAUCUUAGUUGUAUAACAUAA